GCCGGGGCUUUCGCGGCCUUGGCGAUACGCGUGAUGAGGUCAAAAACAAAUGUAGCUAAUGAAAAAGGAACUUUAGCAGCUGAAGCUGUUCCUGAUAACCAAGAUACAGAAAUAUCUGGCCCACAUUCAUCAAAGCGCUCCAGGAAAAAAAGCUUUGAAUUCAGCAAGAGGGCAUCGUCCGUGGCCAUGCAGAGCGGUCCUUCCCCAGCUCAUACGAAGGGCGAGAGCCAGACGAAGUUACCCAAACCUAAAAUUGAUCUUCGAGCCCUCUUUGAUUACCACUUCACAAGAAAGCAGCACCGCUUCCGCAAACGAUGGACCCCUACGGAGAGGAAAGUGAGUAGACCUCACAAGUAUGACAGAAAAUGGCCAGAAAGGCACAGAAUUCCAGAAGAGGAGCAGAGGAGGAGAAUGAAAGACAGAGGAAUUGUAUUUCCUUUUGUGGAGAAAUACUACGGCCGGAAGCACCUUCCUUUAAAAAUGGUGCGAGAAUAUGAGCAUGCAGCUUUGAAGGGGUUUUUCAAAUACAUUGAAAUGUUGAAAUAUGAACAUCAUUUGAAGAAGUCCUUGACGCAGUUGAAUGCUGAAGGCGAUCUUGAAAAUGAAUGCUUGGAAUCACGGAGGCACAAAUACCUGGACGACGAUGGACCCAUUUCUCCCAUUGCAGAGACCAACAACGAUGAGGUUUCUGGGAAUGAAAACAUUGGUGCCAGAGUAGUGGACAACAGCUGUUUCAUAUUAAGCAGCAAGAUUCCCAAGAAAAAAAAGAAAUCAUCGAAUGCAAAAAUGUACCGUUCUGAAGAUCCAAGCUACCUUAAUAAAGCCUCUUAGAGGCAAGCAAAAUACAGGCCAGGUAUUUAGCAAAACCACUGGCUGUCCUCCAUGAUGCGCAGUAUUUCAAAUGAAGGUUCGAGGACAACUGGAUGAGGCAAAAAUUGAUCGGGGCUGAUUGUUCUUUGCAGAAGCUUUUGUGAUUUCGCUAUUCCUGAAAUGCCUCAGCUUGGAAAAUGGAUGCAUUCAACCUCUCAUAGUCUACUGUGAUGCCUUGCAUUUGCUUAAUUUCUCCUUGCUCAGAUCAAGUUCAUUGUGUUUUCUUGCCCUCCUGAAAGUUUUGACAAAGGAUCAGCUGCCACAAUGGCCCCCUUGAUGGAUUCCAUUUGGAAAUCUCUAAUCUGGGAGCAGAACAAGAAAGGUGAUGGGGAAAACUGGUGUCAUUGGGCUAAAAAGCCUACCAACCUUGAUCUCUGCAGCCGAUUGAAGCUAAAUGAAGCCAUUAUGACUCAGCUGAAUUUUUUUAAUUGAAGCCCCUCUUUAUCUUGAUGGGUGUAUGGGGUGCGCUGGAGACAAAUUCCUUGUGUGUCCAAUCGCACUUGGCCGAUAAAGAAUUCUAUUCCAUUUGCUCAGAGCUCCCCCUAGUUUAAACAUUUCUGCAAAUAGUUCUCUUUCAGAGACUUGAUCUGCAUCACGUAGCGACUCAGCUGAAUUGCUUUCUUAAUAUUUUUCAAUUGGCUGAUGGGCGUCUGAGCUUUGGCUUUAAAUAGAACAUAAACUGGACAGAAAUUCAGAAGGUGGCAUAGACUGAUGUCAUCUAGCACAUGGUGCAGUGCAAUCCAGCUUCAGCUAUGCUAAAAAACAAACAAACCCUGGUUUUCAUGCUUUGCUAUGUAAAUGGCCGUCAAUACCAUCUGGAAAAGAAAAGGUCUGCAAUUCAGCUUAUGUGGGAAGCUCCUGGAAAAUAAAGACUGGAAAACCAAUUUUGGUGGAAGAUAAAGGAAAAAUCCUGACAAAAAGUAGACUCAAGCUGCAAUUGUUUGAGCAAAUCUUUGAAGGAACCCAAAGUAUUUGCUUAUGGCUGAUGAUGGUUUUCAAGCUGCUGUGCUGAUGAUGGGGGAAAAUACGACUCAUGAUCCCAGUGUGCACAAAUAUCAACAUACCAUGGAGAAGCUGAAGGAACAAGACCACACCAGAGCAUAUAGAAAGGCUGACAACCACAUCAAGACUGCUUCCCUGAGACAAGCUGGAAAAAGGAAAGCCAAACUAAAACCACAGUAUCAAAGGUUGGAGCCCAAAAGGCUGGUUAACAUGUUCAGCUGCCCAUUAUCUACCUCACAACAUUCUUACAGAAAGGCCAAAACUAAUAGCCCAGGGGAUGCCAACCAACUAGAAACCUUUACUAGCCUUAGAAGGAGCAUUUAAAACCAGAGGAUUCCCCACAGAGGCCCAAGAAAGCACCAAACAAGAAGGUAGGAACCAAUUCAAAGCAGAAGACACAGCAGCCCUCAAAAACCUAAAAGAAGUGCCAAAUUAUCAUCAUCCUUCCAGCAGACAAAGGUUGAACCAGGGUUAUCAUGGAUACAUCAGAACAUACACAAAAAGCAAAAGAAUUAUUAGAAGGCGAACUUACCAUCUCAGUGAACACCAAUCUGAUACAAAAACUAGUCACCUGGAUCAAGAACACUCAGCAAUCUCACCAAGAAGGGGCAGAUCACCAAAAGAGACCAGUGGCGGAUGAAAAGUAGUGGACCUGUCCUCCCACACCUCUCUAGAGGCCCCAAAGUGUACAAGCCAGGAAUACCUCUCUGUUCAGUUGUAUCAUUAUCAGGAACCACAACCUACAAUAUUGCUAAAAGAUUGACUAAAAAGCUCAGAUAUCUCACAGAGGGAACCAAAUACUCCAACAACUCCUCGCUGCAGUGCCUCCAAACAAUCCAACGCGUGGUUGUAGGUGGAGACAAAAUCAUAUUCAUCAUUUGAUGUCAUGGCACUGGCCUAACCAAAUACACCAAAAUCGAAGUAACUAGAGUCAUGGACCUUAUCAACCUUUGCGUAACCACAUACCUUUGGUUCAGGGGUAGGCAACUUUGGUUCUUUUAUGACUCGUGGACUUCAACUCCCAUGCUGGCUCAGGAAUUCUGGGAGUUGAAGUCCACGAGUCAUAAAAGAGCCAAGAUUGCUUAGUUGCUUUAAUUCGACUAACAAAUAUAUCUACACAUCGAAGGAACGAACACCUGCAGGAUCAACACUUUCAGGACUAAUAGCAGAGACCAUAAUACAACGCCUCCUGGUAUUAGUAGCACUCCCGUACAUACAACCCAAAAUAUAGAUUGGGCAUGUAGAUGACGCCUUUGUCAUAAUUUAAAAGAACUAGCUGUAGAGACCACACAAGGACAUCUUCAACAACAUCUUCAAAGGAGUAAAAUUCCCUAGAAAGAAGAAAAGAACAACCUUUCUUGGAUAUUCUCAGCAGAGGUGAUGAUGGCAAAUUAGAAGCAAAUCUAUUGUAAAGCCACCCGCACCAGCCUUCAACAGACUAUUCCAACUACACGGCAUCACUGCAGCACCCAAAUCAACUAAAGCCCUCCAAAAUAGAAGUAAACUGGAAGCCCCGGAAGAAACAACAGGAGUCCUGUACAACAUAAAUUGCAAGGCCUAUAACAGCCAAUAGGCAAAAGACUAGCAGAUCAUGUUUGUAAACGCCAAUUAGCAGUUAGAAGACAUGAAAACUCCUCACCAUCAAUAAACACCCAGAUGAGCAGAGAUUAAGACCAAGAUCAAUAUUAGACCGACCAUCAAGAAGCAAACAAUAACCCAGUCAAGGAACUGCCAAACAAACUUAACAGCAAACCCUCAGGGCCACUCCUACCAACAAGGCAAGCAGUUAGAUUAUGAGAACAAACCCUAUCCCCUACUAGCACUGACGAUGUUACCUUGCUUGAUAAUGAGAUAAUCUGCAAGAAAAUGGCCAAGCUCAGAAAGCACCAAGGACUUCAUUCUUCAAUCCUGAACAAAUAUUUUCUUCCAUCGCUAUCUAUGACUGAAAUGCUGCAAGUUGGCAGCUGGUUUUUCCACGUGAGCCCACAGCACAAGUGAACUGCAGCUGCUUCAGAUGAAGAAAAAGGCACGGCUUGGUGGGAGGGACGUGACAUCAGUUGUGCUGACCCUUCUGAAGUUGUGUUCAUGAAAAGUUGUGAGCCUUUAUCGAAAUACCCCUGACAAAAUCUCAGUGGGGAUCUGCGAAGUUGGCUGAAAGUGGACUCAAGCUAAAGGUAGCUGGCGCUUGAAGAAUGCUGAGAGGAUGACCUGGAACAGAAUGGUCUCUGCCAAAUAUUUGGGCAUUAAUGCUUGAAAAAUUAUGGGAUUCACUGAGCAGCUAUUUUCUUAACAAAAGCUUGAGAUAUGUCUUUUAAGCAGCCAUACUCUUGGGUACUUCUAAUUGUUAAACAGAUGUUUAUUUGAAUAAUCUUGCUUUCUGCAACUGCAUUUGCAAUUUUGCUGUACUGUGGUUUAAUUAUAGCUUAAUUAAUAAAUGAUAUUAAGCAUUAGUCAUACAACUGAA
This is a messenger RNA of Crotalus tigris (Tiger rattlesnake), 4336 nucleotides long. It is a transcript of the gene TAF1D, whose product is annotated as TATA-box binding protein associated factor, RNA polymerase I subunit D. Bases 34 to 831 code for a protein of 265 amino acids. Lineage: Eukaryota; Metazoa; Chordata; Lepidosauria; Squamata; Viperidae. The record is from RefSeq and is a predicted model, not a curated record. Gene Ontology annotation, cellular component: nucleus; nucleoplasm; RNA polymerase transcription factor SL1 complex. Gene Ontology annotation, biological process: regulation of DNA-templated transcription. The transcript is spliced from 14 exons.